CGAAGAGCUCGUGCUCCCGCAGAGCUGCACGAGCGUGUGGGAAUUUGAACAGUAAGGAAAUUAACCGUCACUUAAACUUAACGUAAAAACCUGGGACGUUUACUUCUGUAACACUGGCUCUGUGUAAGUCUGGAGGUACUGACGGACACCUCAGAAGGAGGAGACUGAAGCCAUGGAUGUCCAACAGCACAGCGGAAAGGAUCGAACACACAGGAACCAUCUCAUCCAGCCCGAGAGCAGAGUGGAGGCACAGGACAUCACACAGCAGCCAGAACCUUUUUCGGCAAAGCUUCCAUGUGCCAAUGGGAUCGUUUACAGAGGAAGUAACGACUCCCUAACAGACAACGUAAUCACGAACGAGAAUGCAUUAUUGCUUCCUGGACACGUCCCAGUGAUUGUGCACAAACUUGACAAGGAGACUCCCAGUCCUCUCAAUGGCCUCUCGUCUCCAGACACUAUGCCUAAUGGAUCUCCACCUGUCUGCACACCACCCACAGCGUCUACAGGUCAAAGAGCACCUGAUUCUACACACAAACCCAGCUCCAACGGGCAUAACAAACCCCACAAAAAGCAUCACCCUUCCUCUAGUUCCAAAAGCCAGCAGAAUUUGAAGACAAGCACGGGUCAGAUCCAAGAUGCCGCUGGUGACGACUGCUGCGUGCACUGUGUCCUGGCGUGUUUGUUCUGUGAGCUGCUGCCCAUGUGUUCAGCCGUGGCCCAGUGUCUGGCCUGCGGAAUGGAAUGCGACGCCCUGUGCUGUUGCGGCGAGGCAUGCGGAGGACUGGCAUGUUGCACUGGGGACCCCUGUUCCGCCCUGCUGGACUGUGCCAUCCUGGAGGACUGCUGCCAAUCCUCCGAGUGCCUAGAGAUCUGUCUCGAAUGCUGCUCUAUCUGCUUCCCUACUUAGACAGGCAAAUAGCCAGUGACGAAGUUGUUAGUACACUUACAGAGAUGAUCUGGAAUGUGGCAUCACACCAGUGUGUUGCAGGAAAGGUUUGUUGUUAUGGAGGUUGCUGCCUUAUUUAUUCUGUAGUCUAGUGAGAGGACUGAGAUCAAGGUGUUACUGUUGUGUGAGGAAUGAAUCACUGAAUUUAAACCACCACACACACAAAGCAAAGAUGGUUAUGGUGAUCAUGUUAUUACAGUACAUGAAGGUGUUACAGUAUGUGAAAAGCCAGAGGCCUUACUGUAUUUAAGGACUUAAUAUCCAUAUGCAUGGCCAUUACUGGAUUGUCGUCGAUGUUUAUAGCUUUAAACUGUGCCUUUUUUCACUUUUGUUGGGCAGUUAAGCUUUUUCGUAGAGCCACAACAGGGCUCGAUGUAUUCUGCAGGUGGGUGAACAGAAUCUGUAUGGAGAAAUAUUUUUUAUUUAAGAUGCAAGCUCAAGUCGUUCAAAUGGGUUUAGAAAUUAAGCAUGCUCCAAAGAUGACAGGAUCUCAACAGAGACCGGUUGCUCUUUUUUUAUUAUUAGAGAUCUUGUGAUGAUUCAUAUAAACUGUUUAUUUAGUGAAAUGAUAUCUGCACUCUGAGUUAAUCUGUCUACGCACUGCAUUAGCUUGUAAGUAACUUAAAAUGUGACUGUAUUUUUUUAUUUUGUUUUGCAUAAGAAGUAAAGAGGCUUUUGUUUUCAUAAUCAUGCCUCCUUUUUUGUUCCAAUAGUUCAGCAAUGAACCUAAAUAAUAUGGAAAUAAUCACUGUCCCUGUCAUUCACUCUUCACUUAUACAUUUUGAGUAUAUGUCUAGAACGAUACUUUUGAUUCGUAAGCGCUAAACUAUUUGCAGAUCAUCAGUAAGCUUGGUGAAGCCAGCCCUGAAACUAGUGUGAAAAUAGCCUGGUGCCUGGACCAAGUGGCUGUAUACUCAUCUGGGCUUGUAGAAUUUCACAUGCUUUCUCAAGCUCAUGGAGGGAAAAAAAGGGGAAGGUUGGUGUGAAGGUUAAAAUGCUCCUCUUAACUCUGGUAUGAAUUUCUUAACACUUUAAGUAAGGGGAUAAGCAUAGCAUAGACAUGUCUCCUACAGAAGUAGGCGAUAAGUUGAAGACCCAUACAGUAAGCAUCUGCAUUAAACUUACUCUAUGUCAGACAGUGGAAAUGGAGAACUGAUUAUCCAGGACAUUAUGAU
This is a messenger RNA of Clarias gariepinus (North African catfish), 2121 nucleotides long. RefSeq lists its product as uncharacterized. NCBI's taxonomy places the organism in Eukaryota, Metazoa, Chordata, Actinopteri, Siluriformes, Clariidae. Bases 173 to 907 code for a protein of 244 amino acids. The record is from RefSeq and is a predicted model, not a curated record. The transcript has 5 exons.